AUAUACGGAGGCAAUAAAACACUGUGUAUACCAAACCAAUAUUUUAACCCAGUAUUGUGUCGUGGAAUGCAUUAAACAUUCGACUGAAAUUUGUUCAUUGUGUGCUGGCAAUCGCAUAUUUCAACAUUGAAUGAAUGGAUGUUUCGUUACAAGACAUUUAGUCUCUUGCUGGAAGUUAGCAUAUAUUGGAGGCUGAGCAUCACUGUGGUGGGCGGUCCCGGUCUUUUGGCAAAUAAGUAUGACCCAAUAUUAUAUUCAGAUAUUAGUUUCUAAUCAAAGCCAUUGCAAAAAUACAUUGUCAUAGCUACCAGGAGCAAGUCAUUGAAGAUGGCUAUGCGCGAUCUUCUAGAAGGAGAGUGUGGUGGUCCUAAUGCUGUUGCGAAGCUUACAUCUCAUGUAACCAGGGACAGAGCCCACCGCCAGAACGAGCUGCGCCACCUGGCGGGGCCGGCCACCGCCUCGCCGCGCAGCCUGGUCGACGCCACCGACGACCAGGUGGUGCAGGAAUUCCUACGUGAAGCGUCGCGGCCCGAGACGCGCGGUCCGACCUCGUUUCGGAUGAGCUCGCUGCUGCAAGAGAUGCGUGAAAUCGAGCGGGGCAGCUCGCGGCGGCCGGUAACGGCGCCAAACGUGGCGCACCUGGCCGCCGAGCCGGCCGUCUGGGCCGAACAGUUCAGCACCGUACAGCGACAGCAGGGGGACGAGGCCAGGGACUGGGCGCUGGAGCUGUCCCGGGACGCGGCGCCGCCGCCGGGCGUGGCCGCCUCCGGCUUUCUGCCUGUGCACUGGUCGGCCGACGUCGUAGGACGACCCAUCAAUCAACCUGCGACUAACCCGCUGGACGAGGUGCAGUGGCUGGACCAGUACAAGCCGUCCGAGGACACCGAGCUGCAGCGAACCGCCGACCAGAUCUUAGGCUCCGCCGACGACCCCGACUUCUCCGGCUCAGAGUUCAUGAGUUUCCUGGCCAAGAUUCGAGACGGAGAGGUGUCGCUGCCUGAGCCGGCGGCGGCCGAGGUCCACGAGACGGCACAGGCCGACCCCGUCACAGUGGCAGAUGUCCCGGAGGAGCCGGCGGAGGCGGCCGCGCCGGAGGUCGACUCGGCCGGCAUGAGUCCGCGCGCGCGCGAGGAGUUCUGGGCCCGUCUGGAGCGCGAGUGGGCCGAGCUGUACAAGUCUGACGAGCACCCCUGGCUCUCCUCGGACAACACCGAUCCCUUCAGUCUGCAGGAGUACCGCUUCGAGCCGGACAACGGGCACACGGAGGACCCGGACCCGCUGGCCGAGGGACAACGGCGGCUGGCGGCCGGCGACCUGCCCGGCGCCGUGCUCUGCUUCGAGGCGGCCGCCCAGCGGCAGCCGGAGAGCGUGCUGGCCUGGCGCCUGCUUGGCACCAGCCUGGCUGAGAACGAACAGGACCCGCAGGCCAUCACGGCUUUGAGGAAAUGCAUUGAGCUGGAGCCGACCUGUCUUCCGGCCUACAUGGCUCUAGCAGCAUCUUACACCAACGAGUCGUAUCCAAUGCAAGCCUGCGCCACACUCAGGGAGUGGCUGCGGCACCACUCGGACUACAGGCACCUGGUGUCAGAGGAGGCCGCCGCGCGGCCGGCCGGCGUGUUUCAGCCGUCCGUGGUUACGCCCGACUUCCAUGACCGGGUGCGGGACGAGUUCCUGGCGGCGGCGCGGCUGCGGCCGAGCCGGCCCGAUCCGGACGUGCAGUGCGGCCUGGGCGUGCUGCUGCACAUGGCCGGCGAGUACGAACGCGCGGUGGACUGCUUCAACGCCGCACUCAUCGUUCAGCCAGAGAACGCGCAGCUGUGGAACAAGGUGGGCGCCACGCUGGCGAACGGUGACCAGCCGGAGCGGGCGGUGGCCGCCUACAGCCGGGCGCUGCAGCUGUCACCCGGCUUCAUCCGCGCCCGCUUCAACCUGGGCAUCAGCUGUCGCAGCCUCAACGCCAACCGCGAGGCCGUGGAGCACUUCAUGACGGCGCUGGAGCACCAGGCCAGCAGCCGCGGCGCCAGCGGCCAGCGCUCGGCCCAGGCCAUGUCGCACAACAUUUGGUCCAUGCUACGCAUGACGCUGGCCACCAUGGGACGCAGUGACCUGUUCACCGCCGUCGACUCACGCGACCUGGCCACCCUGAGCAGAGAGUUCGGCUCCGGCGGCGGCGGCGGCGCCGGCCAGCCCUGACCGGCGCCGGCCAGCCCUGACCGGCGCCGGGCCCGGGGCGACGCGGCACCUGCGACCGCGGUGCGACGGCGCGUGCGCGCUAACCUCGUCCGUCUCGUGUCUCGCGCGCGCGUGCGGCUGGCCCAACGCGUUGUAGCGUCGCGAGCCGCUGCAUGGCGCCAGCUGUUAUGAUCAUCCAAGUAUCGCUCCACGUGUUUGCGGGAGCGCCUGCGGCCUGAUGACUGGAGCAAGUGGACCCGGUACGCCGGCGUGCUCCCGCCGGUCUCCUGCUGCCGCCGGCGGCCGGCGACAUCGGGGCUGUGGCGGCCGGCGGGCCGUGCGGCUCGAUAGUCGGGAGCCAGUACGGGGUGUAGCGUCGACCGACGCGGGGCAGGUGCUCUUUAUACAUGUGGCGGGAGACACGUAUAUACGCUGCGCGCCAACGUACGUGGUCGUGUCGCCGUGGAGGCCGGUACGUCAAUUGACCAGUUUGUUAUCGCAUGGUACGCAAUAGUAGCGUUGUUGGUAGUUGUGAAGCUUUAUGCUCGUCUGAUUCUGCAAGACGCUUACAGGUGGGUAGUGGACAGUAAUGGGGUGCCAGACGUAGCCUGCUUUUUGCCCCAGAACGGGCGCCUUUCUAUUCCUGAUGGCGUAAUAUAUGUGAUCAGCUAAACUGCA
Messenger RNA from Pollicipes pollicipes, 2850 nucleotides. RefSeq names its product peroxisomal targeting signal 1 receptor. Gene Ontology annotation, biological process: protein import into peroxisome matrix, docking. NCBI's taxonomy places the organism in Eukaryota, Metazoa, Arthropoda, Thecostraca, Pollicipedomorpha, Pollicipedidae. The transcript has 15 exons. Gene Ontology annotation, molecular function: protein binding. The record is from RefSeq and is a predicted model, not a curated record. Gene Ontology annotation, cellular component: cytosol; peroxisomal membrane. The coding region runs from base 328 to 2193 and encodes 621 amino acids.